CUUCAGACAGACCACCAGUGUUGAGCUCAGAUACUGAAGCUGACUAGAUUUUAUUUAGAGAUUUCAAACAAGCUGAACGGGAGCUUAAAUUUCCGCUAAAGUCUUCCUGUCUCUUGGAUUAGUUUGAAUUUUAGAUGUUUUGAUUUUUGUUGGGAGCACCUUGUUCCAUGAGGUCAUAGAGCUAACACAUCCUCUGUGCUGUUUCACUGUUCUUUCAUUCUCUUUGAAUGCUGAGGUCAGUGGUUGACCCCCAGAAGAGAGGAGGUGAAGUGGUGACAAUGUGGAUUCCCACACCCAGCAUGACUCUCCCUCAGCGGAUGGUGCUGUAUGGGACGUGUGUCGUGGCACUGAUGAACUCUAUAGGCCUUCUGGUGCUCUUGGUCCAGCAGAAUCAGCAGUGUGCCAGGCUGGAGCAGACAGAGGCACGGCUGAUGGAGGUGGAGCAGAGCUCUGUGGUGGAGUUUCUUCAAGAGGUGCCCAGAGGAGCAGCAGGGCUGCGGGCGAGCGUGGGGGAACAGCCACAAUAUCAGUACCAAUACUCCAGGAACAAGAGGAGCAAAGAAGAGGAAAAGGAGCUACAGCAGGAGCUGCAGGAGAUUCGCCAGGAGGAGGGAAAGGAGAUCAGUGAGCAGGAGGCCAGCCAGGAGGUCGGAGAGGAAACCGAGAAGAGGACGAAGCACGAGAAGCACAAGCAGCGGCACAGCCAGCACUACCACAAGGCGCAGGUGCAGGACGACAUGAUGAUGAUGAUGACAUACUCCAUGGUCCCGAUCAAAGUGCUGAUUGAUAUUUGCAACAGCACCAGGGGAGUCUGCAUAGCUGGCCCUCCAGGUCCGCCGGGUUUGCCUGGUGCAGAUGGCCUGCCUGGACACAAUGGGACUGAUGGCAUCCCAGGACUGAAUGGACUUCCUGGGGCUGAUGGGAAAAGAGGAAGAAAAGGGCCACCAGGUGAGAAAGGAGAACCAGGAGAAAGAGGGGAGCGAGGAGAGCCGGGCCCACCCGGAGAGAAGAUCCAACCAUCCAAUGAUGCCAUUAUUGAGGGUCCACCUGGGCCUCCAGGACCACCUGGGCCUAUGGGUCCUCCUGGCCCGCCGGGGCCUCAGGGGCCUCCCAGAGUAGGGCACCGCAGAGCUCACCUCCAAGCUUCUCAUAAUCAGGGGCUACAUGCCAUUCCAAAUGAUGAAACCUCACCUGUAAAGGAGACAGAAAAAGUACACGAGAAGACUGCCAAAAGGAACGACUGCCUGAUUAAGUCUCUGAUCAACCCCAGAAAUGUGACAAAGAUGAAAACCACAUUUGGCACAUGGAUGAAGGACACCGCUCAGCUGAACGAUGAGCGAAUAUGGGUGGCGGAUCACUUUUCUGGUCGCAUGCUGAAGGAGUACAAAAGCAUUUCCUUCUUCCAGAAGAACAGCAGCGACACCAUAGACGUUAUAAAGUACUAUCAAGGCUGCGGCCACAUCGUUCACAAUGGCUUCUUUUAUUAUCAUGCUGCUGGCACUCCCAGCAUUGCCAAAUUUGACUUCAGCACCAAAAGGCUUCAGACUCUCACUAUUGAAAACUCUUUGUACAACAACCUCGCCUACCUGCUCCCCAACUCUAAGACCUACUUCAAGCUGGCAGCAGAUGAGAACGGCCUGUGGCUGAUCUUUGCAUCCAAUGUUGACGAGAGCAUCAUGGUGGCCCAGCUGGACCAGAAGACCUUCUCCGUCACAUCCUACGUGAACACCACCUAUCCUCGCAUCAAAGCCGGCAACGCCUUCAUCGCCUGUGGCGUCCUGUAUGUCACCGACACCAAAGACACCAGAGUCACCUUUGCGUUUGACCUGCUGAAGGGAAAGCCGGUCAAUGUGACCUUUGACCUGAGGUCUGCUGGUGAAGUGCUGGCAAUGCUCUCCUACAGCCCAAAGGACAGACACCUGUAUGUUUGGGACCACAGCUACGUCAGGCUGUAUGUGGUCCACUUCAUCUCUGAUGAGUGAGAAACAUGAUGUCCGAACACGACUGUUACAGUAAAUACUGAGAGCAAAACGCCUGCAGACUUUCAUCUAUUCACUGCAUCUGAAAACUGAUAACACAAGAGUGGCAUACAGUGUGUGUGUCGCUGUUUUAAAUAUAUUGUCCCGUGUUACUUUUGUGUUAAGUGAAAUUGUAAUUGACCGUCAAACUAUUUCACUAAAGUAAAUAUGGUUUUGGUUAACAAGACGUUUGCGCUGUUGCCUCACAGCUAGAAGGUCCUGGGUUUGAAUCCGCCACCUGGCCAGAGCCUUUCUGUAUGGAAUUUGCAUGUUUCUCCCGUGUAGUCCAGCUUCCUCCCACAGUCCAAAGACAUCCAGUUAGUGGGGUGAGCUCAACUGGCAAUUAUAAAUUGCCCAUAGGUGUGAAUGUUUGUCUGACUAUCUGUUAGCCCUGCAGCGACUGCUGACCUGUCCAGGGUGUGUCCAUCCUUUCGCAGAAGAAAAUGUAUGAAUGGAUGGAUGAAGGAAGUGCUGUAUUUACUGUACAUGGAGUUUUCAAAGGACACAAGAUUUACUAAUAGUGUGAAAACUUAUCAUUUUGUAUAAGCUGGCAGUUUAUGCCAAUCAAACCUAUAACUCAACUUUUGUUGCCAUUUGCGUUUUUGCAUGGUGGGUCACCACUGCUUGAUUUUUAUACAGAUGUAACUCGUGAUGUCCCUUCCCCCUCUUUUUGUACAUAUAGACAAACCUGCCUUUGUAAGGAAGCAGCACAGCUGUCUGGCUGCAAAGGAUAAUAAAAAUUAAAAUUAAAAAAAAGGAGGAAAAAAAAGCGCCAAAUCA
Pundamilia nyererei is the source of this 2798-nucleotide messenger RNA. It is a transcript of the gene gldn, whose product is annotated as gliomedin. The transcript is spliced from 10 exons. The record is from RefSeq and is a predicted model, not a curated record. Gene Ontology annotation, cellular component: cell surface. NCBI's taxonomy places the organism in Eukaryota, Metazoa, Chordata, Actinopteri, Cichliformes, Cichlidae. Bases 228 to 1982 code for a protein of 584 amino acids. Gene Ontology annotation, biological process: signal transduction.